Molecule: messenger RNA, 1533 nt
Organism: Scheffersomyces stipitis CBS 6054
Lineage: Eukaryota; Fungi; Ascomycota; Pichiomycetes; Serinales; Debaryomycetaceae
Product: Aga1p
Exons: 2
Coding region: 1-1533 (510 amino acids)
Source: RefSeq, a predicted model, not a curated record
AUGUCUUUGAUUUUCCCUGUUUUUUCCAACUUAAGUCAAAGUUCAGAUUUUGCAGAACAAGAGUCCAGUUUAUACCCAUUAAAGGAAAAGAUCUUACCAACCCCAGGAUACCCAAGAAUCUUCUUCUUUAAUACAAUGGAACAUAAACCACACAACAUGGUCUUACCACCAGCUAAUGGUAAGAAAUUGUGGAGGGUGAAGAGAACUGUCUCUGGAAGCCAUGGCUCUCACACCUCUACUAACGACGCUAAUGAUACCCAAACCGACUCCUCGCUUGAGUGCUUGAACAACUCGUUGAAGAUUGCUGCAGCAGCCGGCAAGUUCUCAAUGAGAAGACCUCCUUUGAGAAGACCCAAGAACAAGCCAGGAAAGCCCAAGGACUUUGUCUUUGUGGACUUGUCACCAGUGAAGACCGAGGACUCGGAAGCUUCUAGUGGAGAAUACUCUACUACCAGUUCUCCAACCUUAGUGAAUACCCAAUUACCAUCUCCUACAUUGUCUAUUAACGACGCCAACAUUAAACUCGACUACACCACAAACAAUGAUACCAUAAACUCUACUGUUUCCAAAGCUGGCUUGGAAAUGGCUCCAUUGAACGAGUCAUUCAACAACUCCAUAAGCUCAGAAGACGAUUCCUUAUUCUCCAGCUUCAACAACAGUGAAAUUUUGGAAUCAGCUCUUUCGGCAUAUAUGCAGGUUCAGCCACAGGUCUCAAUGGUUCCUCGUUCGGCCCCAGUGGAUUCGUACGGAUUGGGAAUCAUGAACAUGGGAAGCAUGAACUGGGACCAGCCUCAGGUGAUGAAGCAGCAGCAAACUGUACAAAUGUCGCCACAACAGCAGGCUAACCAGAAGACCUUGACUGAACAAUUAUUUGGUUACCAACAGGCUAUGUUGCAGCAGUAUCAGCAGAUCCAGUUGUUACAACAGCAAUUGCAACAACAGCAAGAGAUGCAAAAGAACAUAAUAUCACCACAAUCUUCUCCUGAGGAGCCUGUGGAAAUCGAAACUAAAAUUGCCAACUCCAACAAGAGAUCCAAGUCUACUGGAGAUGUUGGUUCUUCUGCUAAGAGAAGAGCUAGCGGACAAUUUCAGUUCAAGACUUAUACAGGACCUAACAAAUCCAAGCAGCAAAUAAGACACAGACACACAGUUUCAGAGCCAAUUAAGAAGAACAGUGCUAGCAAGAAGGAGGUCGAGAAUGCUGCUGCAGUCAGCAUUCCAACCACACCAAAGCAAGAACAAACUCAAUCACAACAAUCGUCUAUCAAGUCCACAGUUGGCUUGGAAGACUUCAUGAUGCUUAACGAACAAAUCUCCAUCGAAUUGCCAUACGAAGAGUUGUCUACUGAUGACGCUCUUUCUAUGAAGUCUGGAAAGUACGAUACUUAUUCUCCAGUAUCUGACUACUCUGAUGAAGACGACUAUUUCGCUAAGUCUAAGGGUUUGGAUCCAAACUUACUUUCUAACUGCGGCAUUGACCAAUACUUAAUUCCAAGAGCUGAUGACUUUGUCUUCUCUGGAUUUGCAAUGUAA